GUACAGUGUGAGGCGUUCCUUGUCAUUCAGUCUUUCAGGCGUCGAUCAGCUGAAGUGUAGGACACACAGGCUUGCUGCUGGGAUUACCACGUCCAAACCACCAGCAGUAUGAAUGGCCAGCUGGACCUAAGCGGGAAGCUGAUCAUUAAAGCUCAGCUGGGGGAUGAUAUCCGCCAGAUCCCCAUCCACAAUGAAGACAUUACCUAUGAUGAGCUCCUGCUGAUGAUGCAGCGUGUCUUCCGUGGGCAGCUACAAAGCAGCGAUGAGGUCACAAUCAAAUAUAAGGAUGAAGAUGAUGACCAUAUCACUAUAUUCGACAGUUCUGAUUUGUCCUUUGCAAUCCAGUGCAGUAGAAUAUUGAAGCUCACUCUUUUUGUGAAUGGGCAGCCUCGGCCACUGGAGUCGUCUCAGGUGAAACAUCUGCGUAGAGAAUUGAUCCAUUUGAGGAAUAAAGUGAACAGCCUGCUGGACAGCCUGGAGCCGCCCUCCGAGUCUGUCCCAGGGAGCAACAACCCAGCAACUGAAUGCAUGAAUGAAGCAGUAGAUUCAACAGUGAAGUUGGCUCCUCCGGUCAGUGCUGCUAGUAUGUCUGCGUUUGACCCACUGAAAAACCAGGAAGAGGUCAACAAGAAUGUCAUCUCAGCAUUUGGCCUGUCUGAAGAACCUGCCCCAGCUCCUGCUGUAGCUGCCACCAAUGCUGCAGAGGAGCGCUCUGCUACUCCAGACAGUAUUGGCUCAUCCUCAGCAGCACCUCCUCCUUCUGUGGCUCUCCAGGCCCCCCCACCUUACUCAGGGGUCCAACAACCUUCCCCUGCUGCUGUGGAUGGUAAAUGCACUUACGGUCAGAUGUAUCAGCAGUAUCAGGCUCCAGGUGGAUACCCUCCACCAGCUGGACUCCAGCAGCAGUACGGGAUGCAGUACUCUGCGGGUUAUACACCUCAGCCUGGUGCUCCCCAGGCUGCUGCUCCUCAACAGCAGUUCCAGAAUUACCCCACCCCUACAUCUCAGGCUGCUGGUGCUCCUGGCUCCGCCCCUGGGUUUUCCGGCCAAUCACAACCUCCUGCUCCCCAGGGACCAGCCCAGUACACACCCGGAGCAUUUCCACAUCAAAACUACUCAUCCCAGGCCUCUCAGCAGCCAGCUAACUAUAGCCUGGCUCCAACCUCACAGGCCACAGGGGGUUAUCAACCCCGCCCUGGAUACACCCCUCCGCCUGGCGCCACCCCUCCUCCUGGGAGUGCUAACCCCUAUGCCCGAAACCGCCCCCCUUACGGCCAGGGCUAUGCCCAGCCAGGCCCUGGGUAUCGGUAAAAGCCCUUUAAUGACCCCACAGCAUCUGUGGUCUUUUUUGUGUCUCCAGUGCAUCGACCCCUCUGAAUCUCUGUGUUUGACAUCCUAAUAUCAUGUUUGUUUGUGCUUUGGGUGAAUGUUGAUGGAUGUUUGAAAGAACGAGAAUGAGCUAGUGCGAUUGUAUAUGUGUGUGUUUGCACACAUAGGAGACCAAACGGUGUGGUAGUGGAAUGCUGUGCGUCUGUUGUAUGAAAAGUGAAAAUGUGUUUUGUGGGUGUGCAUUUUAUUUUAUCACCGGUCUCCUCGUUGGUGUUAUUUUGUCAUAAACCAUGUCAUCUAUAUGGUCUCUGUUUAAACACUAUAAAAUAAUAAUCUAAGGACAUGACAUUUGUUUAGUUUUCUCUAUUUCUUUACUUUUUCAAAGCCCUCUGUCCUGGUUUUACUAAUCCCUGACUGGCCCUCUGCAGAUAAGCCUUUAAUUUCUGUAUAAAAUGUAACAUUGUUUUCAGGAAGUUAAUAAAAUCUUUAAGAGUGAAAAGAUGGGAGAUUUAUUUUUUUAAUUUUAUUUAUUAAAUCAUAGAAUUAAUGUGUUUAUCUGCUGUUUAGAUCCAAUUUUCUAUAAAUGAACAACUUCAUUUUCUGCAAAAAUGACAAUAUUUUUAUUUGGGAGAAAUGUUGCCAGUACUUCAUAGUAUUUUUUAGUUUUUUCCAGAGCUGCAUUUUUAUUUUUUUUUCAUAAACAGUGGUUUGUAAAAAAUUAAUAAAACAUAAAAUACACUGUUUGUUCUUUUAUUGGUAGAGCAGAUUCAUUUCAAACCACAUAAAAAUCAAACGAGUUUAAGGAAUAACAAGUUUAUAAAAUGAGGCUGUUGUAAGCCUUCUCUGGAAAUCAUGAGUCAUUGAACUUCUGUACAAAACAAUUAAUGAAGAGAUUCUUGUGAUUUUUAUUAUUAUUAUUUUUUUUAAUUCCUGACAAAUACAAAAUAUACUUACAAAAAGAAAAGCUUAAGACUUUACAUGAGUAAGUCACCCAAAAAGGAAAAUUAUUUCAUAAUUUUCUCCCCCUUAUGCCAUCUUGGAUGUGGAUGACUUUCUUCUGCAGAACACAAAGAUUUUUAGAAGAAUAUCUCAGCUUUGUAGAUCCAUACAAUGCGAGAGAAUGGUGACCAAUAUUUUGAAGCCCCAAAAAGCACAUAAAGGCUGUAAAAAAGUUAUCAAUAAGACUACAUUGGUUUAAUCCAAGUAUUCUGAAGCAAUCCAAUCUGUUUUGUGUAUGAACAGACCCAAAUGUAACUGCUUUUUCACUAUACAUCUUGCCAUUGCAGU
Molecule: messenger RNA, 2616 nt
Organism: Xyrauchen texanus (razorback sucker)
Lineage: Eukaryota; Metazoa; Chordata; Actinopteri; Cypriniformes; Catostomidae
Product: protein TFG-like
Exons: 8
Coding region: 109-1311 (400 amino acids)
Biological process (GO): COPII vesicle coat assembly; endoplasmic reticulum to Golgi vesicle-mediated transport
Cellular component (GO): endoplasmic reticulum exit site
Molecular function (GO): identical protein binding
Source: RefSeq, a predicted model, not a curated record